AUGGAGCCCGCGCCGCUCAAGCUGCUCCCGCUGGAUCCGGGCGACGAGAGCAGCCAGCGGUGCAGGCUCGGGCCGCGCGCGCUGUCCCUGCUGGGCGCCCGGCUCGGGGCCCCGCUGCGGGUCACGCUGCCCGGCGGCUGCUGCGUGUGCACCGCGUGGCCCCGGCACGACCGGGCGGACGGCUACGUGCAGGUCGACCUGCUGUGCAGGACGGCGGGGCUCACCGCGGCGGCGCUGAGGAACCUCGCGGUGGACGUGGGCCAGCUGCAGCUCUUGGCCUGUCACCGGUUAAAAAAGGCGGCUGUGAGAGUGGUGCUGAGGAGCGCGGCGCUGAAAAGAGCAACCCCCAGGGGCAUGCUGCAGGAGGUAAUAAAAGAGCUGCUUAGAAAUGUCUAUGUUUCUGUCAAUUACACCGUUGCAGUUGCUCCAUCUCAGGAAAAUCCAGUGGUUUAUAUCGAAAUACUCUCCACAGACCCUUUGACAGAUGAAGCUGGGCUAGUAACGCCCCAAACAAGYGUCAGAAUUAAGGAGGUGCUCACGUUAGAGUGGUACAGGCACUUAACGGAAGACACMGCGCACGCCUCGGUGGCGGGACUGGACGAUGUGGGAAUGUCUCUGAAGGAAAUGGUCGAUUUGCCCUUCCGCUUCCCGAAAACGUUCAGGAAGCUGGGACUUUCUGUCCCAAAUGGAGUGCUGUUAGUGGGCCCCCCAGGUGUAGGGAAAACCCUUCUGGUAAAGGCAGUAGCUAAAGAAGUGGGCGCCUAUCUGCUCUGCAUCAGUGGCGCGGCCCUGUACGGCUCAAGACCCGGAGAAAGCGAGGAGAAUUUGCGAAGAGUUUUUGAGAAGGGCAGAGAAAUGUCCCGGGAAGGACCCACCGUGCUCUUUAUUGAUGAAAUCGACUCCUUGUGCCCAAAGAGAGGGAGAUCUAACAGUGCUCCUGAGGAUCGGCUUGUUGCCCAGCUGCUAACAUUGCUGGAUGGUGUGGGCUGCAAAGACAGGAUGGUCAUUAUGGCAGCAACAAACAGGCCUGAUGCCUUGGAUCCUGCACUGAGAAGACCUGGCAGGUUCGACAGAGAGGUUAUUAUUGGGACACCGACAUUUUUACAGAGAAGAUCCAUCCUGCAGUUGCUCACAGCUAACAUGCCAGUUUCUGCAGAUGUUGAUCUGGUUAAGCUGGCAGAAAUGACCACUGGGUAUGUUGGAGCUGACCUUACAGCACUCUGCAGGGAAGCUGCUAUGCAGGCCGUGUUCCAAAGCUCUCCGGAUUCAGCGGAAAUUAGCAUGGCAGAUUUCCAAGAAGCUUUUAAAAAGAUUCAACCAUCCUGUUUUCGAGGUGCUGUUGGACUAACAGAAUGUAAACCUGUUACCUGGGAGCAAAUUGGUGGUCUUGAAGAAGUGAAACUGAAAUUAAAACAGAGUAUUGAGUGGCCUAUGAAGUUUCCUCAGGCUUUUGCUAGGAUGGGCCUGGCACAUCCAAAGGGUAUUCUUCUCUAUGGGCCAUCAGGGUGUGCUAAAACUACACUAGUAAAGGCUGUGGCCACCAGCUGUCACUGUUCCUUUCUCUCUGUAAGUGGUGCUGACCUCUUCUCGCCUUACGUUGGGGAUUCAGAGAAGAUUUUGUCUCAGGUUUUUCGCCAAGCACGAGCAAAUACUCCAGCAAUAAUAUUCCUGGAUGAGAUUGAUUCCAUCUUGGGAUCUCGGUCACACUGUAAAAGCGGCCAUGGUGUCUCGGAGCGAGUUCUUUCUGUUCUUCUCAAUGAGUUGGAUGGAAUUGGACUGAAAGUCACAGAAAGAAGAGGAAACAAACUACAGCUUGAGGGUGAAUGUGAGGAACAAAGUGAUGAGGAGAGGAAGCUAGAGUUUCAAGAAACUUUGAACAAGGAUGUCAUGGUAGUUGCUGCAACAAAUAGACCAGAUAUGUUGGAUGAUGCUUUGUUGCGUCCUGGAAGGCUAGACAGGAUGAUCUAUAUUCCACCUCCAGACCUGAAGGGAAGACUUUCUGUUCUGGAAAUCUGCACAAAAAAAAUUCCACUAGAUACUGAUGUGUCAUUGCAAGACUUGGCACUUCAAACAGACCUCUUCUCUGGAGCUGAUAUUGAAAAUCUGUGCAAGGAGGCUGCUUUGUUGGCAUUGCAAGAGAAUGGACUUGAAGCAACUACUGUUAAACAUGAGCACUUUGUAAAAUCACUGAGGACUGUAAAACCAUCCUUAAAUGUCAAAGACUUGKAUUUUUAUGAAAAAAUCUAUAAUCAAAAAUUUUCCUCUUAAAUCAAAAAAGUGAUGCAGUAUAAAUGUUUUUAAAUAUCUUACAAACCAAAGCAAAUGAGACCCUGUUCUUCAAUAUUGAGAUCAUGUAUCGAGACAUGUAAGUUUGCAAGCAAGUACAGUACUAAAAAGCCGGAAAAGUGAUAAUGAAAAUCUCAGCCUUUGUGUCUGCUGAAACUGGYAGUGGAGGGGGAAUAAUGAAGUGGUUCUGUACAUUUUCUCAUUCUCAGUAUAAACCAGGGAAGAAUAAGAAAAAUCAAUUUGAAAACAUGUUGUGAAGUCUCCAACUAAAAAAAAAAAGGGGGGAGUAUGAGGAAAAAGUUCUUUGUAGAGAACUGCAUAUACUAAWGUAUAAGAUUUUUAUAUGUGCGCAACUAUAAGCUUUCUUUCUGGAAAGCAGAUUCCAAGAUAAACUUGUAAUUAAACAGUUGUCAGUGUUUAAUAUUUUGUUGUAAGUUGAAGAGUUUUCUGUUUGAGGUGUGGAGCUCGCAAGUGAAGCGUUUGUAGGGUUGGGGAGGAUCACCCUAGAACAGCUCCCACUGACUGUACCAACAUUUGAAUUGGCAUAGAAGAGUGUUUAUUCUGUUAACAUUUCUGUAGCAUUUUUUCC
Nothoprocta perdicaria is the source of this 2875-nucleotide messenger RNA. RefSeq names its product spermatogenesis associated 5 like 1 (gene AFG2B). Gene Ontology annotation, molecular function: ATP hydrolysis activity; ATP binding. The transcript has 8 exons. Lineage: Eukaryota; Metazoa; Chordata; Aves; Tinamiformes; Tinamidae. The record is from RefSeq and is a predicted model, not a curated record. The coding region runs from base 1 to 2268 and encodes 755 amino acids.